Molecule: messenger RNA, 444 nt
Organism: Chlorella variabilis
Lineage: Eukaryota; Viridiplantae; Chlorophyta; Trebouxiophyceae; Chlorellales; Chlorellaceae
Exons: 4
Biological process (GO): protein modification by small protein removal
Molecular function (GO): peptidase activity
Source: RefSeq, a predicted model, not a curated record
CUCGUCCAGCUGUACAUCUAUGAUUUAAGCGGAGGGAUGGCCCGGUCCUUGAGCCAGAUGCUGCUGGGCCGCCAGAUCGAGGCCAUCUACCACACCUCCAUCGUGGUGGGAGGCAUGGAGCACUAUUUUGGCGGCGGCAUCAACGUGGCACGCGCCGGCUCCACCCCGUUCGGCCAGCCCAUGGAAGUGCUGGACCUGGGGCGCACCGAGAUCACCGAGGAGCUGCGCGCCGAGCUGCUGGCGGAGCUGAGCGAGCGCUUCACCCCGGAGGCAUACUCCCUGUUCCACAACAACUGCAACAACUUCAGCCACGAGCUGGCGCAGCUGCUCUGCGGGCGCGGCAUCCCGGAGCACAUCACGGGGCUGCCUGCCGAGGUGCUGUCCACUCCGUUUGGCCAAAUGAUCAAGCCAAUGCUGGCCAACCUGGAGCAGCAGCUCAGGGGC